Molecule: messenger RNA, 402 nt
Organism: Rotaria sordida
Lineage: Eukaryota; Metazoa; Rotifera; Eurotatoria; Philodinida; Philodinidae
Source: the annotation of a GenBank genome assembly
AUGAUUCAUUUGCGUCGUCUUCAUUUUAUACUCUAUUUACCUGUUCAGACAAGACUUGAUGAUAUUGAUCUUUAUUGGUUUAACUUAGAUCAUCAUACUGUUGAGUACGAAAUAAAUGAAGUGAUAUUUCUUUAUACAAUUCCAUAUUUAUUAAAUAGUCAACGACGAGUGUAUAAUAAUAGUGUUGCACAACAAUCGACAAUUAAUAAUAAUAUCACACAUAUUGAAUGGAUCAUUGAUCAUGAUCUUUUAUCCAUUGCCAAAACUCUUCUUCGUUUCGAACAUGUUAAAUCACUUCAUCUGUUUUUUAAUAUGACAGAAAUGAAAUUAAAUCCAGAUUCUUGGCAUAUGAUACUUCCGUUUUUACGUUCUCUUCGAGUUAAUUUUCAACGGAAUCCUAUG